Messenger RNA from Venturia canescens, 2746 nucleotides. Its product is annotated as EF-hand domain-containing family member C2-like. The coding region runs from base 122 to 2392 and encodes 756 amino acids. The record is from RefSeq and is a predicted model, not a curated record. Lineage: Eukaryota; Metazoa; Arthropoda; Insecta; Hymenoptera; Ichneumonidae. Gene Ontology annotation, cellular component: axoneme; mitotic spindle; microtubule. Gene Ontology annotation, biological process: regulation of neuron projection development; mitotic spindle organization; mitotic cytokinesis. Gene Ontology annotation, molecular function: alpha-tubulin binding; calcium ion binding. The transcript is spliced from 14 exons.
CGUCUGCUUCGAUUUUUGACAGCAAACAAGUAUCAAAUUUAUGAUUUAAGCAAUUUUUGUUAUUCGGGCAUUUUCAUCAGUUAUUUUUUUGACAACUCGGUUCGAAGUGACUUCUAAAGGAAUGCGUCGAGCUCCGAAACUCCCCUGUCUUCCGGGAUUCAAUUUUGACACGAGCCGAAUUGGACAGACAAAGUUUCCCAGGAGUCACGUAUUCGAGAAGAUUCACGAAGGAGUUUACUAUUUGGCCGAAGAACCAGGGGAGCCUCAAUUCAGGGAUGAUCCAUCGGUUUAUCCACGAGGUGAAGCACAAGUUUUGCCAACGUGGCUCGCGUUCGAUGGUCAAAGGCUCAUGUUCAAGGCCUACUUUCAAGAAACUGUGCAAGAACGAUGGCAAGCUUGCUUCCAAGUUCGAGUUGUAAUGAUUACUUAUUUUUUGGAGGAUGGGACGAUGAAAAUCGUGGAGCCAGCGAUCGAUAACAGUGGACUUGAGCAAGGUGUUUUACUAAGGCGACAGAGAAUACCAUUGCCCAGUCCCGUUAAGAAUCGGUACUACGACAUAUUGGAUUUGAAUAUUGGCAAAGAGCCUGAAAUAUUUGGCCGAGUUUACAGAAUCGUCGACUGUGACAAAUUCACGAGGCGAUUUUUGACUCGCAUGGGAAUUCCUGUACCGGAUCCUAUUGAAAUUCCCAACGACCAUUACAACGAGAGACGAGAAAUGUUUCAGUACAAAUUCGCAAAAAAACCGAACAGGCGAUCUGACACGUUGGGCAAAUUUUUAAAGAACGACAGGAAAGUAUUGAGAUUUUAUGGCUACUGGGACGACACCAUUAACGCGUUUGGCUUGAUUCAUGAUCUCGAAAUACACUUUUUUCUUGCUGACGAUACCAUGGAAUUAAAGGAAAUAAAUCCGCCCGACGCUGGACGCGAAAACGGUGCUGCGUUGGUGAAAAAAAUGAAAAUUCCGAAGUUUUUCACGAGCAUAAAUCCGAUUGGUUCAGCCGACCCGUUCACCGUUCUCAACGUUUUUGGUGAGAACACAGCGCGAAGCUACUACAUGAUUGACUCCUUGAAUACUGGAACAAAGGCCCAGGAAUAUUACAAGGAAAACGAUCUGACAAUUGGGGCUCAGCUGGACAUAUUCGGUCGAAAAGUCGUGAUUACGGAUAUGGAUCCUUUUACGAGGGAAUAUUAUAGGACGAAAUAUGGGAUUAAUGACUUCGAACCUCUUGAGAGGCCGAAGGACGAUCGGUGCGACUACACUGAAAAAAAAAAUAUUCCGCCCCACAACGGUUUUGGCUCUUAUGACGAUUCCCUCUGUAAUUGCUUCUCAGUUACGCCCAAGGCACCAAAAGUUGACGUCGUCAGGAUUCAUGAAUACGACAAUCAGAUUUUGAGAUUCCGUGCAAAAAUGAUAUCCAACAUUCCUGACAACGAUCUUCGGCACUUUCUCAUCAAAGUUUUUACAGAGGAUGACACAAUAUCGAUAUUCGAACUGGCUCGAGAGAACUCAGGUUUUGAGACACGGUUAUUUCAGUCGAGAAUGAAAGUCAUGUUGCCGGGGCAGGAUAUUUAUUCGAGCGAAAAACCGGAGUACUACGAGCCUCCGGACUUUUACAUCGGAGGAAGAGUCAACCUGAGCGGAUUUCAAUUCCAAAUAACAGCAGCCGACGACUUUGCACUUAGUUACAUGGAGAAACACUGCGACAAGUUUCCAAAAGCAAAUGCGAAAUUAAUAAUGAAAAAAAUACGCGAAGCUCUGGGACCCGUUUAUCGCGAAUUCAUCGCGGAGUUUGGCCCCAAAUGCAACGACGAUGGAGUUUGGGAGUACAGACGAUUGAGGGAAGCGAUGUGUAAAUAUUUGGGUGACCAAAUAGUCGAACACGAAAUAAUUACGAUAGCCAGAGCUCAUUCCUCAGACGAGAAAAGAAAUUUCAUCACGAGAGAAUUCGUUAGACGAUUGAUUCACACCGAGAUAACUCGACUGCUCUGGAACGAGCUGGAUCGUUUGAAGGAAUACAUUCAUCACGUGGACGAAGCUCGCACAGGAUAUUUACCUCGAAGCGAGUUGUGGACGAUUUUACGUGGUUCCAAAAUUCCCGUUGAUCCUGAAAUUCUCAAUUUGAUGCUUGAUCACUUAAAUAAAAAUGUGGACGGGCUCAUUGACUACCAGGAUAUGCUGCAAUUUAUGGACACAACGAUAAACCCGAUUACUCCGAUGCAAUCAGUCAGUGUCAAGACUUCCUUGUGGUGGGCAUCGGAAAAAGAUCCGAAUCGUGGCGCAGGUUUAGAUUGGUGUUCAUUUUUGAACGAUCUCGACAUCAAGGAGAACGAUCCAGCUCCACAGACGUUAGCCAUUCCCUCCGUUCCUUCGUACAGUGUCGAAGGGAACUGAAGACAUUUUUAUUCGAAGGAAAUGAAAUGGAGAAAAAUUUGAUAAAAUACGUUUUCAUAAAUUGGAAUGAAUUUAUUAUGACUAAUUCAGAUGAUGAGGGCUUACAUUCGGAAGUAUAUUUAUAUAGUAAAUAUAUAUAUAUAUAUAUAUAUAUAGUGCUAUUUACACAUCGUUUCUAACUAUUUAUCGCACCGGCUGAUCAUUUCUACGUUUUCGUUACAAUGAAUAUUAAUAAUAAUAAUACGAAUAAUAAAUUCUACUAUAAAUACAAUCAAUAUAGUACGUAGAGACAGUAAACGCCUAAAAUACGACGAGAUAAACACGAGUUUAUAAUAAAUAUAGUUCGUUUGGGUA